AUGACUUACCUCCAGCAGCACACUUGCAUUCCCACGCCCGAAAUUUUCGAUUGGGCGUGCGAAUCCGAUCCAGGGAACCCACUUGGAGUUGACUAUAUUCUGAUGGAAAAACUGGAUGGAAAGCCCCUGGAUUGGCAGACGGCGACUCCUCGGCAGAAAGAAAAAAUUAUGCAACAGUUGAUUGACAUGUUCCUCGAGAUCGAGAAGCAUCCCUUCGAAGCAAUUGGGUCACUUUUCUCCUCGGCGGGAGAUGCUAUAGAGAUUCAAGGUCUCGCACAUCAAUCAACAUGGCAGGUUGGAAAGGGUCCACUUGGUCCAUUCUCUUCCUUGUUAGAGGGAUCACAGGCUAUGCUUGAGUCUUAUCUUAGAAUGAUAGCCAGCGGCGAGAUUGAUCCCUGUUAUCCGGUAGAAACCUAUAUAGUUCAUCGAUUUCGCCAGGAUAUUGUUGGCGCUCUCUCGGAAAACAUCCUACCAGACAACCAAUUUUUUCUCAAGCACCCGGACGACAAAGGUGACCACAUUCUGGUUGAAAACCGUUUUGAUAUCGUGGGAGUCAUAGACUGGGAAUGGACUCGAACGGUCUCGAGGGCCGAGGCAUUUUGUUCGCCAUGCAUGAUGUGGCCGGUGAACGAGUUCUACGACGGCUCUAAUCAAUUAGCUGCAGAUGAAUUGCGGCUAGCUGCCAUCUUUCAGGAAAGGGGCCGUGCAGAUCUUGCCAACUAUGUUCUCAAGGGUAGAAAGGUUCAGAGGUUUUUCUUUGCUCUUGGGCCUGAGAGUUCUUUUAUAGAUAUGCAGACGCUUCCACGUCUUUUCGCGGGACUUCAAGAAGUUUUUAACGUCAAAAGCGAGGAAUGGGAGACUUGGAAGAGCAAGGCUCUUGUGAAAUGGAAAGAUGAUGAGUUACUCCUGGGCUUGUUGGAGGAAUCAUCACAUUAG
Molecule: messenger RNA, 936 nt
Organism: Histoplasma mississippiense
Lineage: Eukaryota; Fungi; Ascomycota; Eurotiomycetes; Onygenales; Ajellomycetaceae
Exons: 1
Coding region: 1-936 (311 amino acids)
Source: RefSeq, a predicted model, not a curated record